AUGAUAAUGAUCAUCUUCAUUAUGUUUCUCUUACCUAUUGCUUCACAAAUAGAGUACAUGACAUCUGCUGCAGUGACCAUGCCCUUGAGUUCAGAGACCGAUCAGACGGCUUUGCUUGCUUUGAAGGACAAGCUUACCAAUGGAGACUCGGAUGCUCUUCCAUCAUGGAAUAAGUCACUCCAUUUUUGUGAAUGGGAGGGGGUAAUAUGCAGUCGCCGCCACAAGAGAGUCACAUCCUUGCAACUACAAAAUCAAUAUUUGGGUGGCACUCUUGCACCUUCCUUGGGAAAUCUAACAUUCCUCAGAGAGAUGAGUCUUACUAGCAUCAAUUUACAUGGUCAGAUUCCAAGAGAAGUUGGUCAUUUGAAGAGACUGCAGAUUCUUGACUUGAGGCAAAAUAAUCUUCAUGGAGAGAUUCCCAUAGAGAUGAUAAAUUGUUCAAGCCUUCAAGUAAUUAUAUUGCUAUACAAUAAUCUAACUGGCGAAGUUCCUUCAUGGUUUGGUUCUAUGAUGCAACUGACUCAGCUGGGGCUUGGUGCUAACGGGUUUGCUGGUAGUAUACCACCUUCAUUGGGAAAUCUCUCAUCUCUUGAGAAGUUGUCACUUGCAUACAAUCAAUUGGAAGGAAGCAUAACUCCAACUUUGGGUAGGUUGUCAACUUUGAAAUUUUUGGGUUUGGGUGUAAAUAAUUUUUCUGGUCAAGUUCCUCCUUCACUUUAUAACCUUUCAAAUAUUCAAGUUCUUGAUUUCACGGAAAACCAGUUAGUGGGUAAUUUUCUCUCAAAUUUACCUAUGGCUUUUCCCAAUCUUGAGAUACUUUUGUGUGGAGGGAACCGAUUCACCGGUACUUUUCCGUCUUCAAUAUCCAACCUUUCUGAGCUGCAACAGUUUCAAAUAUCCAAAAAUGAUUUUUAUGGACCAAUUUCUCCUACCGUAGGAAGUUUACACAAACUCCAGAUAUUUAAUGUUGGACGGAAUAGAUUCGGAAAUGGAAGAGCUCAUGAUUUGGAUUUUCUUUCCUCAUUGACUAAUUGCACUCAAUUGCAGAAAUUAGGCUUUUAUGAAAAUUAUUUAGGUGGAGUAUUGCCAGAUAUCAUAGGCAACUUAUCAACCAAUCUCGUUUUGCUUGGUAUGGCUUUGAAUCAAAUAUCUGGAAGGAUACCAGAAGGAAUUGGAAAACUAGUCAACCUAGCAACACUUGAUAUGGAGGGGAAUUUUCUUGAGGGAACAAUCCCAGAUUCAAUAGGAAAGCUAAAAAAUCUUGGAGUGUUGUGGUUGGAUGGAAAUAAGUUCUAUGGCAACAUCCCUCUUGUCAUUGGUAACCUUACUAUGCUGUCUGACGUUGAUCUGAGCUCAAAUAAAUUUGAAGGACUCAUUCCCUUUACACUUGGAUACUGCACCAACAUGCAAAAAUUUGCUGCAUAUGGAAACAACUUAAGUGGUAAUAUACCCAAUCAAACAUUUGGCAACCAGCAAGGCUUAAUACAGUUGUUUCUAUACUCCAACUCUUUUACCGGCCCCAUUCCUUCUGAUCUUGGAAACUUGAACCAUCUUUCCAUCUUGCAUUUACAAGAUAACAAGCUCAUUGGUGAGAUUCCCACGAGACUUAGUGCUUGCUCUGCUUUAACAGAGCUCGUACUAGAAAGAAACUCAUUCCAUGGAAGUAUACCUUCAUUCUUGGGAUCUCUACUAUCCCUUGAAAUCUUGGACCUUUCUAAUAACAACUUCUCAAGCACAAUCCCACAUGAACUUGUGAAUCUCACGUUUCUGAAUACUUUGAACUUAUCUUUUAACCAUCUCUCUGGUGAGGUCCCGGUAGGAGGGGCAUUCAAUAAUGUCACAGCAAUAUCACUUGCCGGAAACAAAGAUCUUUGUGGUGGGAUACCUCAAUUGAAUCUCCCUGCAUGCUCUACGUUGCCCUUACAGAAGAAACACAAGAGAUCUGUUAAAAAGAAAGUCAUCCUCAUAAUCGCAUUUGGAGGGGUUCUAAUAUCUGUUGUUGCUUUUAUUAUUAGUAUAUAUCUUCUCAAGAAGAAGCGAAAAAGGUUAUCUACUCCUUCUCUAGCUUUGCAAUAUGGCUAUGUGAAGGUAUCUUAUGGAGAGCUACAUCAAGCGACCAAUGGAUUUUCUUCUUUAAAUUUAAUUGGCACAGGAAGCUCUGGCUCAGUAUAUAGAGGAACCCUUGUCCAUUUUGAGAGACCUGUUGCUGUGAAGGUGUUGAAUCUUCAAACACGCGGAGCAUCGAAGAGUUUCAUGUCCGAAUGCAAAGCUCUAGGAAAAAUGAAGCACAGAAACCUUCUCAAUAUAUUGACCUGUUGUUCAGGUGUUGAUUACAAAGGUGAUGAUUUCAAGGCCAUAGUGUUUGAGUUCAUGCCUAAUGGGAGUUUAGAAAGCUUGUUGCACAACAACAUUGAAGAUAGCGAGUCCACAAAUCGGAGUCUCAACCUGAUGCAAAGAGUAAAUAUUGCUCUUGAUGUAGCUUUUGCAUUGGAUUAUCUUCACAAUGAUUCAGAGGAAGCUGUAGUUCACUGUGAUGUUAAGCCAAGUAAUGUUCUACUUGAUGAUGACAUUGUUGCUCACUUGGGAGACUUUGGGUUAGCUAGGCUUCUUCAUGGGCAUGCCACAAGCUAUACUAGUAGUAAUCAAGCUAGUUCCUCUGUUAUUAAGGGAACCAUCGGAUACCUUCCACCAGAGUAUGGAGCAGGUGGAUCAGUAUCACCACAGGGAGACAUCUAUAGCUAUGGAAUUCUUCUUUUAGAAAUACUAACCGGAAAGAGACCAACUGAUGGCAUGUUUGGUGAAGAUCUAAGCCUACACAAAUUCUGUAAACUGGCAAUUCCAGAAGGAAUUACUGAGAUUGUUGAUUCAAGAUUGAUAACUCUGUUUGAUGAAGGAGAAAGAGGGAUCACACAACAGAAAAACAUGAUGGAGUGUUUAGUGUCUUUUGCUAGGAUUGGAGUUGCAUGUUCUGAAGAGUUUCCCACUCAACGGAUGAACAUUAAAGAUGUCAUAAUGGAGCUGCAUGCAAUUAAACACAAACUGCUUCCUUAGAUAGGUGUCAUGAUUAUGGAAACAAAUUUAGUUCUCAGUUGGAUCUGUUGUCCAUUUCUUGUUUUAUGUGAAUGUUGUAGUUUAAUUUACAU
Molecule: messenger RNA, 3143 nt
Organism: Arachis duranensis
Lineage: Eukaryota; Viridiplantae; Streptophyta; Magnoliopsida; Fabales; Fabaceae
Product: probable LRR receptor-like serine/threonine-protein kinase At3g47570
Exons: 2
Coding region: 1-3051 (1016 amino acids)
Biological process (GO): protein phosphorylation
Molecular function (GO): protein kinase activity; ATP binding; protein binding
Source: RefSeq, a predicted model, not a curated record